This is a messenger RNA of Lolium perenne, 8657 nucleotides long. RefSeq lists its product as uncharacterized. Gene Ontology annotation, cellular component: chromatin; nucleus. NCBI's taxonomy places the organism in Eukaryota, Viridiplantae, Streptophyta, Magnoliopsida, Poales, Poaceae. Gene Ontology annotation, molecular function: ATP binding; ATP-dependent chromatin remodeler activity; ATP hydrolysis activity. Gene Ontology annotation, biological process: chromatin remodeling. The record is from RefSeq and is a predicted model, not a curated record.
GCGGGGUAAAAAGCAGAGGCAGAGAUGCGGUAAAAACGGCUUCUUUCCGUCGCCGGCUCAAAACCCCGUCGCCGGCUCUGCCGCCUCCGCCGCAGCGAUCGCGCGAAACCCUAGACCCCGCCGCCACCGCCGCCGCCGCCGCCGCCGCCGCGACGAUCGGACCACUCCGCCCACAGCAUUCACCGCCCGCUCCCGGAAGAGAGACCAGGGCGGCGCGCGGCGGGAUGGGCAACAGCAGAGGGACGGCGAGAGGAGCAGUCGGAGGCAGCAGCGAGACGGGGAGGGAGGACGGGGUUGCCGGCACGCCGCGUGCUUCCGGAACCCGGGGGACGGCGGCGAGAAGCGGCGCGAACGAGGCACGCCCGCCUUCUCAAGGAGGGCCAGGCGAGCUGGGUCCGAGGAGCCCAGGUCCGGAGAGGGGUUCCCCUGGCAUUAGUCACGGAACGAAAACUUUCGUCAACAAGGGGAAUGGGAACGCUGGCAGCACGGGGAGGGAGGACACAGGCACACAGCGUGCUCCUGGAGGCCCUGUGAUCCCGGCGCCGGCGGCCAGAAGCGGCGCAACUGGGGCUGCUCCCCGCCUGCCGUUGCGUGGAGGUCUAGGCCGGGAGAGCGGUUCCACCGGGCCAGGGAACGUGGUGAGUCCAUCCUCCGACCAGCAGCAGAGUGGCGCGACGUCAGACACUGUUAAGAACAGCGCUUCAGGUUCCCUGUCAAGAGAUUCAGACAGGAGCGCUGGCUCUCGGAAUGGCGCAGAAACGCCGAGGAGCGAGGAUGCCAGGGACGGGAGCGCCAGCAGCUUGUUAAAGAAGCGGAAAAGGCUCGGCAAUUCGAGAAAUUACGUGAAUUUAUUCAAGACAGUCAAAAGAGCGAAUGACGCAGAUGUAGCCGUUGCUUCUCCUGACAGAGUGGGCAAGGAAAACACUUCAAGCGGGCAUGUCGCAGACAGCAACAUCUCUAAGCUACGCAAAGGUAGCAGGUUAACUGAGAACAACAAGAGACAUUCAAGCGAUGAUGCAUGCAAAGUUUCCAAAAGUCUUGGUUUUGGUCUACAUGAAACUUCAGAGACAAGAGUUAACCAAGAUUCUGUACCGGUUUCAGAGGUGCAGCCGCGUAAACCUACCGAUGUGCCCCUGCAAAAUAUAACGGAUGAAAGCAGUCUUCCAGGGAAGGCUAGAAAUCGAUCCACUGUCCCUGCAAGACAAAGCUGUUUAUCAUCAUUGCAAAGUGUGCCAGUAUCUCUUGUUCACUGUGAAGAGAUCAAAAACACACUUGGAGAUGGUGCUAUUAGCAUUCAGAAAGAAGUUUCAGCUUCAGGGCAUAGCAAGGUGAUCCCAUCUGAUCAAACUGAUGGUAACUCCAACAUAUGUGUUGCUUGUGGAACCUCAGGAACUCUUAGGUCUUGUGAUGGAAAAGGUUGCCAAACUAGAUACCAUAUCUCUUGUCUGGAUCCUUCUCUGGAAUAUUUGUCUCCUGGAAUUUGGUUCUGUACCAGCUGUACAAAUAAGAGGUUCCAGUUUGGUUUACAUUCUGUUGUUGAUGUAAUAGAGUCGGUCUGGGAUGUCAAGGAGGCUGAGGGAAUGCAAAAUAGCAAGCUGUAUUUUGUUAAAUAUAAGAAUCUGGCGCAUGUCCAUAAUCGUUGGGUUCCAGAAGUUGAUAUCAAUAUCACUCCUGGAGGUCCUGAUCUUCUUUCCUUGUUUAACAAGAGGAAUCAUACUGAAAAGGCAAUUUGGAAGGAGGAAUGGACUAAGCCACACCGCCUGUUAAGGAAGAGGCUACUCAUGCCCCCAAAAUUAGCUGAUGAUUUCUUUUCCUCAUCUGGUGUUAAAUACUCAUAUUGUACUCUUGAAUGGUUAGUUAAAUGGAGGGGUCUUGGCUAUGAUCAUGCAACAUGGGAAUUAGAGACUUCGCCCUGUUUAUGUACGCCUGAGGCUGACCAACUUAAAAAGAACUACAAGAACCGCCGUGAAGCUGCAAAACAAUCAUCUAUCCCUACACAAUCAAAGGUUAAGCAAAGCUCAUUUCAGAAACUUGAGAGUUUACCAGAUGGAUGCCAUUCUGAUUUUGACAAUGAUCACUUGUUUUCUAUCAAUCACCUCCGAGAGUUCUGGUAUAAAUCCCGUGGUGCUGUUCUAGUUGAUGAUAAGGAGUUUGUAAUAAAGACUGUCUUAUUCACAAUGUCUGUAUUACCUGAUGUCAAUCAACCCAUCCUAAUUGUCACAACUCCUGCUUCUCUAUCCUUAUGGGAGGUUCAAUUCAAUACCUUGGCACCAUUUAUCAAUGUUGUUGUGUAUGAAGGAGGGAAAGACACGCUCAAAUUAAUUCAAGAUCUGGAAUUCUAUGAGAGCGGAAGCUCUAUUAUGUUGCAGGUUCUCUUAUGCCAUGCUGAUGCUAUCUUAGAGGAUAUCGAACCUAUAGCACGCAUUGGUUGGGAGGCAGUUAUAGUUGAUUAUUAUCAAAAAUCAACCCUACAAUAUCUCGAACAACUGAAGCAACUUUCCACUGAUUUUAGAAUGUUGCUUGUGAGCUCCCCAAUUAAGGACGAUCUUCCUGAGUACAUGAAACUCUUAGGUUUCCUUAAUUCCGGAGAGCAAGAAAAUGGCAGUUGCCUUGAUACUGCUGAUGCCCUUGUGAUGUCAAAAGUAAACUUCAAAAGUCAUAUCGCAUAUGAGCGCCGAGCAGAUUCUUCAAAAAUAUCGGAGCACUGGGUUCCUGCUUACAUUUCACAAUUGCAGCUAGAGAUGUAUUGCUCCAUACUUCUUUCAAAUUCAUCUAUCCUCCAGUCAAAGAUGAAAAGUGAUGGCUCUCUUUGCGGCAUUAUUAUGUCCCUCUCAAAGUGCUGUGAUCACCCUUACCUCGUUGAUGAAUUCCUGCAAAAUUCGCCUGUCAACAAUCACGAUCGUAGUGAUACUCUAGAUACCAGAGUACAAGCAUGUGGCAAAUUACUGCUUCUUGAAAACAUGCUCAAGGAGAUAAGGAACAAGAGGCUGAGAGUCAUUAUUCUUUUUCAAAAGUCUGGUGCAGCAGGUGGGAAAUCAAUGGGUGAUAUAUUGGAAGGUGUUGUUUGUGACAGAUUUGGCCGUGAGUCAUAUGAGCGUAUUGAAAGUGGUGCACCAUUGUCAAGGAAACAUGCAGCAGUAAACAUGUUCAAUGACACGACUAAGGGGAGAUUUGUUAUUCUGAUUGAAAGUCGGGCAUGCCUCCCAAGUGUUAAGCUGUCAUCUAUUGACGCUGUUAUCAUAUACAAUAGUGACUGUAACCCACUAAAUGAUCUGAAGGCUAUUCAAAGAAUCAAAAUAGAAUCACAGAAGUAUCCGGGCAUUUUCCGUUUAUACACUCCUUUCACAAUGGAAGAGAAGCAGCUCGUGCUUGCAAAAGAGGGCGUGCUUAUUGGUAACUACAAGGAUAUGCCACAUAGUUUGUGCCAUUCAGUGAUCAGUUGGGGUGCAUUGUUUCUUUUCACCAGAUUUGACGAGCUUCAACAUGGUAACUAUGCAAGUAAAAGUUUUGAAAGGGAUACAGUUAUUCUGGAGUUUUUAAAAUUGGCCAUAAAUGUUGAAGACAACACUGAAAUAAAUUGCACGUCCAUAUCGAAAGCUAAUAUGAGCGGGGAGUUUUAUUCAAGAAGCAUUGUUUUAAUAGGCGAAAAUGUGGCAAUGCCUGCUUCGGAUGGAGAUCCAUCUAAUUUCUGGUUAAAUUUACUGGAUGGGAAAUCCCCUUGCUGGAGCAAUAUAUCGGAGCCACAACAAGCAAGCCACAGGUUGGUACAGAACAGAGAAGAACCAGCCAGAGUUCCUGCUGAAGAAGCCGAUGAAGGCAGAAGGAAGCGUAGAAAGGUUGACGGAAUCACAGUUCCAUCUUCAAAACGUUCAUCUUACAACAGUCAUGAUGAUAUCUUACCUAAAAAUUGUUAUACAGUGAGCCCCCAUCUUCAACAAUUUCAUGACACGCACCAAAAAGAAGGGAUGAAAAAACCGACGACACCAAAGAAUCUUCACGUUCAACUUAAGCAAGAGCUGUCAAAACUAAUUAAGGUGUUACAAUUGCCGGAUAAUGCAAGACUUCAGGCUGAACAGUUCUUUGAAUAUUAUUUGAACAAUCAUCUAGUUCCACCCGAGCCAGUGGACAUAUUGCAUGCAUUCAACAUAGCCUUGUGUUGGCGUGCUGCUUCUCAUGUAAAUUAUAAGGUAGAUCGCAGAGAGUCAGUUGCCCUUGCUGAAAAAAGCUUCAAUUGUGAGUACAAUGAAGUGCUUGCGGGUUUGAUCUAUACGAAAUUAAGGACCCUAAAGAAAAAAUUCCCGAAUAGAGCAGGUGAAACAAGUAUCAAGGGUCAACCAGUAUCAGCAGAGGACACCCAGCUUUCAUGGCAAGAAACCUCUACUAACUUGGAAAAUGACAACAUGUUCCAAAACAAGGAAAUUGAUCUUCAUGGUAAUUUCACAAAUGGUGCACCACAAGAGGUCUCAUCUGUUGCUGAAGAAACUCGCAAAGAGUGUCACGUGCCAAAUGAUGAGCCUCCUAAUAUGAUUGUGGAGAAAAACAUAGAUUUAAUUGAUAGUGUUUUCUCCCUAAGAAAAAAUAAUAUCCUUUGCAAACAACAGCUUGAGAUAUCAGGUUUAGUGACACACAGGCAGAACAAUGUCAUGAGACUGAAAGAAGUUUGCACGUUAGUUCUCGAACAUAUUCGUAGAAGUCACAUUGAUGAAAUGACCAGGACUGAAAAAAUAAAGCUGACUGCUCAGUGGUUCGUUAUGCUCAUGUAUGCAUUUUUGGGGCAUAUGAAGCUCCAGCAUGACAAGCUUGAGGGACUGCAAUCUGAUACAUGGUCUUUAGAGCGUCAACUGAAGGAGAAGCUCCACCAGGUAGCAAAAUCAGGCCAAUUAGAUAAAGACUUUGAUCGGCAUAUUGCUCUACCUGACUCAAACUUUGUUAUGGAGGAAUUCAUCCAUCUCAAGGAACAGAAUGAUGAGUAUCACAUUGCUGAAAGUUCUGUGUCAGAUUGUCAGCAGUCAUCAAAUGACGCAUUGUCGAUGGAAAGUACAUUAGUACGAAGUGAAGCUUUGUCAGAGCCCAUAUCUAUACAUGCAAUGGAAAAUGAGCCAGUUGAGACUUCUGUGGGCUCUGGCGGAGGACCAGCGUCAGAAGCCACUGAUUUUCAAGAAAACAACAUCCAAUUUAGUUCUGAUGGCAUUAUUGUACAAAGAGCUGGUUGUUCAUCAAGUACUAUUCCUGCAAAUGACGAUUCCACUGGUCAGGAAUCCUCAACCAGUGAGUGUAGAAAUACUGAACAUAUUGAGAUAGACAAUAUUGCGAAGCCAAUUAUCUUGCCGGGAGGUGCAACUUCUCUUGUUAGGGGAGGUCAUGCAAACAAUGAUGGCAUUCUUGACACAGAUGGAGUCCACUUGGAGUCGCCAAAUUUGACUUCCUCACAAAGCCUUGCAGCUUUGGUGGGAACUCAAGCUGUUCUAUCAUGCAUGCCUCCCCAACAAAGCACAGAUCCGUCAGCUCAGCAAACUGUAGCACCUUCACAGUGUCCACCUGCCGAAGCAGAGCAGACAGGUUUGUCGGGCACACAGGCAGUUCAAGUUUUGCAGCCUGAAAUGCAACCAUCAAUCUUACUUUCAGAUGCUCCACCUCAAAAGAAGCACCCUGAUGACAGGAGCCAAGCAGGUUGUCAACUAGAUAGAGCAACUGGACUGUCAAAGGGAGGUGCAGCAACUUCUCACCAUUUAGGUGAUGUCAGAAUGCAAGUCCAGGAAAAAGAUGAUGGCAAUGUAGUUGCUGAUCCAGUGCUUCCAGAGCCUCCAACUUACCCUGCAGAUAGCACAGUCACUCUACAAGUGUCUAAGGAAGUUGAAUCCCACAUCUGCGAACAAAGUAUGGCUGCGAAACAAUGUUUGGCAAUUUUGCGGCAUCCACCAGCUGAAGCAGAACCAUCAAGUAUAGGCACAGAAGCAGCUUGGAAUUUGCAGCCCGAAGUGCAAUCAUCAACCUCAAUGCAGGAUGAACCUGCAGAGGGAGAGGAUGAACCUGGGGCAGAGGAUGAGCCUGAGGUAGAGGAUAAACCAGUGGGCAUGGUGACAGCCCAUGAUCUCCAGUCCGAAAUACAACCUGGGGCAGAGGAUGAGCCUGAGGUAGAGGAUAAACCAGUGGGCAUGGUGACAGCCCAUGAUCUCCAGUUCGAAAUACAACCAUCAGCCUCAGUGCCUGCUGAACGAAGUACAUGUCUGCCUGCCCAACAAAGUCUAGCAACUUCACGACGUCCACCAGCAGAAGCAAAACAGGCAGAUAUAUUAGGCACAGAGGCAGUCUGCGAUUUGCAGCCCGAAGUGCAACCAUCAACCUCAGAUGAACCUGCCGAGGCAGAGGAUGAACCUGAGGUACUUGAGGAAGAGGAUGAACCUCCAGAGGCAGAGCGAGCAGGUACCUUGGGUGCCAUAGCAACUCAGGAUUUGCAGCCUGAAAUGCAAUCAUCAACCACGCAUGUAGAACCUUCACUGGAUCCACAUGCAAUGGUAGACUCAGCAGGCAUGGUCACAGCUCACGAUCCCCAGUCCGAAAUACUACCAUCAGCCUCAGUGCCUACGGAACAAAGUACAAGCCUUCCUGCCCAACAAAGUUUAGCAACUUCAGGACAUUCACCAGCAGAAGCUGAACAGGCAGAGGGCACAUGCGAUUUGCAGCCUUCACAAAGUGAAGUGCAAGUGUCAACCACAAUGCAGGAUCAACCUACAGAAGGAGAAGCAUGUAUCUUGGGCGCCAUAGCUGCUCGGAGCUUGCAGCCUGGAACACAACCAUCAACAUCAGCGCAGAGUGCUCCUUCUGAAAGAACCUAUCUGGCUGGCAUGCCUGUGCUACAAAGUUAUAGUGUAGAAUCUUCACUGAAUCCACAUGCCAGAGCAGAAUCAACACAUACUUUGGGUUCACUGAUAGCUCAUGAUCUGCAUACUGAAGUACGUCCAUCAGGCUCAAUGCAGGAUCGACCUGCAGAAGGAGAAGGAGCAGCUAUGUUAGGUUCCACGGCAGCCCAGGAUUUGCAGCCUGAACUGCAAUCAUCAACCACAGUUCAUGUUCCACCUGAAAGAAUGCACACUGAAGAAAGGACACAAAUUGGUUUUCAGCCACAUAGGGUACCUGCUCUUGAGCAGCCCACCCAACAACAUCCAGUCACAAGAUUAGUGUUUAAUAAUCCAAUUCUUAGUGACGAACCGCUGAAAAAUGAGUUGGACAGGUUAAUGCAUUGCAACAAUGUGCUUAGUAAAGACCAUGAACAUAAGAAAUCACUACUUGUAAUAGAGUACAACCAAGAAAUAGAGAAGAUAAAAAAGAAGUAUGACUUCUUACUUCAGAAAGAAGAUUCCGCUUAUCUUCACACCCAGCGUGAGCUUACUGAUCUCUUCAGGAAAGUGUUUGUAAACAAAUCACUAGCUGAUAAUUUUCAAGGGAUGUUCACACCAUCAUCUGCAGCUCAAGGGAGGUCGACGAACCCUGUAAUGGAGCGGCAAUUUGAGUCUUCUUCAGCUGCUCAGACUGCAGCAUUACCAGUUAUUUCCUCAUCAGCCAUCAGACCACCAGGAUCUUAUGUCCGACCUCCGUUUGUGGCUGAAGCAUCAUCAUCAUCAUCAUCAUCGUCAUCAUACAGCAGCUACGGAUCCGCUGGAGCACAACCAACUGCUGUCCAACCACUAUCAGCCUUAGCCAGCAAUCUCUAUGGAAGAACAAUGUCACAUGUUCCUCCGCCGCAUCUGCCUCAUGGCAGCUACAGAUCUGCUACAGACCAACUGCGUCCGUCCUCUCCUCAUCUCCAGCAGCUCAGGAUACCCUCUCAGCAUGCCAUGCACACGGACCAGCAGCAGCUUCCUGCUGCCAGUACAGCGGUUGCUUCGUUGGGACAGUAUGCCGCUGCUACCAUGGGAAGCUACGUAUCGGCAGUUCCACAGGGAGGCGCCGUACUGAACUCCAUGGACCCAAGUUCAGCUCACCAAGCAAUGCUGCCACCAGCAUCAAGCUCACGCCCACCUCGCCGAGCGUCCUCGCUGCCACCCGGCCGACACCCAGAGUCCAUGGUCAACUUGCAGCCAUCUAGUUCAAACCCCAUCUUCAUGCCAGCCCACCAACAAUCACCAUAUCCAAGCAUGGCCUUGGGCUGCGCCUCAGGUCCGCAGAAUGCAGCGCCAGGAAUCCAGCAGCACAGAGGCGCUCGGAUAGCCGGCGUGAAUCACAAUCAGCCUGGCUCUGAACCGGCGUCGCUGAACCCGUAUAUGCCAGCUAGGUUCGGCCUGGGUAGCAGUCCCACGGACACAGCGGUGGUGUGCCUUUCUGACGACGAAUAGUCCGAUGUCUUACUGACUUAGUAGCCGCCAAUCUAACGCCUCUCGCAUCAUUAUCUAUGUAGCGAAGCGAUGGACAGUUGCAAAUCAGGGAGAACAUUGCACCUGUUGAGAGAACAUUGUACUGAUGUUAUUACAAAGUUUUGUGUAGUGCCAGUCUUCAUAGCAAAUGUCUGACAAUUUCUUUUCAUGCGAAUCUGACUGGCAGGCAGGCUGGCUGACCCUUUGUUAGCUUGAGACCAGUCCUGGCUUGAGUCUACUACCAUGCCAGGGUUCUCCUAAUGUCUGGUGACAAUCUUAAUAUAUACUCCCCUCGUUCUAGAGUAA